Lagopus muta (rock ptarmigan) is the source of this 7775-nucleotide messenger RNA. It is a transcript of the gene SCUBE1, whose product is annotated as signal peptide, CUB domain and EGF like domain containing 1. Gene Ontology annotation, molecular function: calcium ion binding. The record is from RefSeq and is a predicted model, not a curated record. The transcript is spliced from 23 exons. The coding region runs from base 78 to 3134 and encodes 1018 amino acids. Lineage: Eukaryota; Metazoa; Chordata; Aves; Galliformes; Phasianidae. Gene Ontology annotation, cellular component: cell surface. Gene Ontology annotation, biological process: signal transduction.
CGCUGGCUCCGCGCGGCCGGCCCCGAGCGCGUCCCUUAUCGCAGACGGGCACCGGGGGCUGGGACCGCAUCAUUACCAUGGGCACUGUUUGCUUUGCGCGGCGCUGCUGUUUGCUCUUCGCCCUCGCCUGGGCCGGCAGGUUGGCGGCGGGCAGCGGGAGCGCAGAUGUUGAUGAGUGCACAGAAGGUACAGACGACUGCCACAUCGAUGCCAUUUGCCAAAAUACGCCGAAAUCCUACAAAUGCAUCUGCAAGCCAGGCUAUAAGGGCGAAGGGAAACAGUGCGAAGAUAUUGAUGAAUGUGAAAAUGACUUCUACAAUGGGGGUUGUGUCCAUGAGUGCAUCAACAUUCCUGGCAACUACAGAUGUACGUGCUAUGAUGGGUUCAUGUUGGCCCAUGAUGGCCACAACUGUCUUGACGUUGAUGAGUGUCAGGAUAACAAUGGAGGGUGCCAGCAGAUUUGUGUAAAUACUAUGGGCAGCUAUGAAUGUCAGUGCAAAGAAGGCUUUUUUCUGAGUGAUAACCAGCACACCUGCAUUCAUCGCUCCAUUGAGGGUAUGAACUGUAUGAACAAAGAUCAUGGGUGUGCACACAUCUGUCGGGAGACGCCCAAAGGUGGGGUUGCCUGUGAAUGUAGGCCUGGCUUUGAACUUGCCAAAAACCAGAAGGACUGCAAAUUAACCUGUAACUAUGGGAAUGGAGGCUGCCAGCACACCUGUGAUGACACUGAUACUGGUCCUGUGUGUGGUUGUCAUCAGAAGUAUGCCCUGCAUUCAGAUGGACGAACCUGCAUUGAGAAGGAUGAGGCUGCAAUUGAGAGUUCUGAGUACAAUGCCACGUCAGUAGCUGAUGUGGACAAGCGGGUGAAACGGCGGCUACUUAUGGAAACAUGUGCUGUCAAUAAUGGAGGCUGUGAUCGGACUUGCAAGGAUACCGCGACAGGGGUACGAUGCAGUUGCCCAGUUGGAUUUACCCUGCAGCCUGAUGGGAAAACGUGCAAAGAUAUUGAUGAGUGCUUGGUAAACAAUGGUGGCUGUGACCAUUUCUGCCGAAACACAGUUGGCAGCUUUGAAUGCAGCUGCCAGAAGGGCUAUAAACUACUCACAGAUGAACGGACCUGUCAAGAUAUAGACGAGUGUUCAUUUGAAAGGACCUGUGAUCACACCUGCAUCAACUACCCUGGAAGCUUCGAAUGUCUCUGCCAUAAAGGCUACACUUUGUAUGGGCUGACACACUGUGGAGAUAUUGAUGAAUGCAGCAUCAGCAAUGGCAGCUGUGACUAUGGGUGUCUGAAUACAAUGGGAAGCUAUGAGUGUGUCUGUCCACCUGGAAAGAAACUGCACUGGAAUAAAAAGGACUGCGUUGAGAUGGUGAAAUGUCUCCCAAAUGCCAAACCAGCUCCCAAGGCUCAACUAGUAUGUAGUAAGACAGGAGGAAUAGAGAGCUGCUUCCUAUCAUGCCCCUCCAAUACCCUUUUUGUUCCAGAUUCAGAGAACAGCUACACACUGAGCUGUGGUGUUCCUGUCCAGCAAGGCAAGGCUCAGCAGAAGCGCAAUGCCACCCUUCCCAGCUGUGCAGAUUCCUUAGCCCCUCCAAUCAAGCAGAAAGCUCGCUUUAAAAUUAAAGAUGCAAAGUGCCACUUACGACCUCGCAGCAAAGAAAAAACAAAAGAUGCUGGGAAGCAAGCUGUCUUAGGAGGUCAAUUCCCUUGUACAGACAACUGCCACGUGACUUUUGUGAAUCUCAAGUGUGAUUCCUCCAAGAAAAAGCGCCGGGGCCGCAAGUCACCGUCAAAAGAAGUGUCCCAUAUCACCGCAGAGUUUGAAGUGGAGAUGAAGUCAGAAGAAGUCUCAGACACCUGUAACAUUGACUGUGUUCGGAAAAGGAUGGAGCAGAAGCUGCAAACUGCAAUCAAAACAUUGAGGAAAUCUAUUAAUAAACAGCAAUUUUACAUUCAGUUUUCUGGGACAGAAUAUGAAGUGGCUCAGAAGCCAGCUAAAGCUACUGAAGGGCAUGAAGCUUGCAGUACGGGGCAAGUGCUGCAGGAUGGAAAAUGCGUUACCUGCAGCACGGGCACCUUUUAUAGCGGAGAACAUAAUCAGUGCAUUCCUUGCUCACCAGGAACAUACCAAGACACAGAAGGUCAACUUACCUGUGAGCCUUGCCCAAGUAAUGAUGGACAGGGAGUAGCAGGCGCCCGGAAUGUUUCAGAAUGUGGAGGGCAGUGUUCUCCUGGACACUAUUCAUCAGAUGGUUUUAAACCUUGUCGAGUCUGUCCUCUUGGUACAUAUCAGCCUGAACCAGGAAGAACCCUCUGCUUUCCAUGUGGUGGAGGGCUUGUGACCAAGUACGAAGGUGCUGUUUCUUUUCAAGACUGUGAAACCAAAGUUCAUUGCUCUCCUGGACACUACUACAACUCCACAACGCACAGAUGUAUCCGAUGCCCUGUAGGAACUUACCAACCUGAGUUUGGUCAAAACUACUGCAUCACCUGCCCUGGGAACACAAGCACAGAUUUUGAUGGCUCCACUAAUGUUACACACUGUAAAAACCAGCACUGUGGAGGAGAACUUGGUGAUUAUACUGGCUAUAUUGAAUCACCUAACUAUCCUGGAGACUACCCAGCUAACGUUGAAUGCAUUUGGAAUAUAAAUCCGCCCCCAAAGAGGAGAAUACUCAUUGUUGUGCCUGAGAUAUUUCUCCCAAUAGAAGAUGAAUGUGGUGAUGUUUUAGUAAUGAGAAAAAGUGCUUCUCCUACUUCAAUUACUACAUACGAAACGUGUCAGACUUAUGAGAGACCUAUUGCAUUUACUUCAAGAUCAAGGAAGCUAUGGAUUCAGUUCAAGUCAAAUGAAGGCAACAGUGGGAAAGGAUUUCAAGUCCCUUAUGUGACGUAUGAUGAGGAUUACCAACAACUAAUAGAAGAUAUUGUUCGGGAUGGACGAUUAUAUGCAUCAGAAAAUCAUCAAGAAAUUCUAAAGGACAAGAAACUGAUUAAAGCUCUCUUUGACGUACUGGCACAUCCACAAAACUAUUUCAAGUACACAGCACAAGAGUCGAAAGAGAUGUUUCCAAGAUCAUUUAUAAAACUAUUGCGAUCAAAAGUUUCCAGAUUUCUACGACCGUAUAAAUAGUGGUAUUCAGUUUGAGGUUAUUUUGCAUUCCUGUUGAAUACUGUCUUUCCUCCGUAGUAGAAACAUCUGGUAAUUUAAAGGCUCUUUUCUGCAGUCUUUAUUUUCAGUUGUAUAUUGAAGAAUACCUAUAAUGUUUUAUAAUCAUUAACCACCAAUGUUCUGAGUGAGAUUUUUACUACAGAAAAAGUAUUGUGGAUCCUGGAGUGUGUCUAUUUGAAGAUCCAAACUUGUGUCUGCACUUGUGUAUCUUCACUUUCCAUUUGAAACUACGUUACGUAAAAAUAUUCUUUCCGCUUUUUUUAUUUUCCAUCAAAAAUAAUUUUCUGCAAAGCAAAGAAGGCAUCUAUUCAAAUCUGAUGAAACUACCUACCAGUAGGUUCUGUUGUAGUAAGAGGUAUGUAGUAUGAAUAAGAUUUGGAUUUUGAAUUGCACUUGAAGUUUAGAAGAAAACAAAACAAUUUAAAUUUUGUUACUUCUCAUUUGUGGCUUAGUGGAACCUCUGACCAAGUAGAAAUCAAAAGGGAAGAAAAAGGAGGAAAAAAAAACCAACAAGAAUCAGAUGUAUAAUUUUGUUUUAUGAAUUCUGUACAAUUGAGUCCCCUGUGCUUAUGUUUUCAUCUCUCCUCUUCUAAACUUCUUCAGAGGCUUGCCACUAUACGUUACUGCAUUGAAAUGGAUCGAGCUAUGGAAUUCUAUCCAUCAGUUGGUCCCUUUGGAGGCAGUUACAAUAGAACAGAUGAGAAAGGAACAACACCAACAAAACUGGUAGUCUGUUUUUCUUUCCAUUAAUAGAGCAUCUAAAUGAGUACAAUAUAUAAAUAUAUAAAUAUAUACUUCUAUUUGUGGGUACAUUAGUAAUGUUAUCUUUAGUUACUGUAAAUAUUAUUCAUGCUUAAAUCUUUACUCCCCCACACACUAUUUACUUGUAUCUAUUUGUAACUUUGCUUAGAUGAUCCAAUGACUUCUCCAAGUGCUUGUCACUUCUAUUAACACAAACCCUUCUGCAGUUUUAUAACACAGGAUAAUGGUUUACUUUUGGGCAUCCUCUUUUAAUACAUUAUUGCAAGAAUAACAGCAUCAGUUUAGAUGUGACUGCUGUCCAGGAAGGGGGCAGUUACUGUCUCUUCCUUGGGCGACCCACACAGCAGACAAACAAUUACACCUGAGGACAGCACACUUGUGAGGAGCUCACCAAGGAGGAUCUUUUUUUUUUAGAUCUGCCAUCUCUAAAAUGCUGGGGACAAACCUCUGCCACAGGCCUAAACUGCAAAAGAAAGGUGCAGGAACACAGUUUUGCAGCCCAGUUUGAUGGGUUGGAGGACGGGUCCUGCAAUCAGAGGCUUGGAGUCACUGUGCCCAUCAACUUCUGGGACUAUGCAGUCUGUAAGAGAGCAUUAACCUUGUAGUCAGGUCCUCCUCACAGUGUGAUGAGUACCUGGGUUCUAAGAUGACGAUAAAUCCCAUGUUUCCUCCUGUUUUCUGGCACAAGGGCUAAUUUCACACGAUUGCAGAAUUCAGUGACAGAGUAGCUAUUUUUAUUGGCAUUUCAGCUUCUUUUAUUUUUAAGUCUCUUCCUCUUUUGUAUCAUUUCCCUUCUGAUCCCACAAGAUUAUGAUGUGCAUAAAUUAACUGUCAUGCCAGCAUCCUUUCAGAAAGACACGUGUAACUGCUUUGGUUUUUUUGGUUUUUUUUGCACAUCUAUCUUGUAGUUUAAAAUACCCUUGGAUGCUCUCAAAGAAAGCAUUAAGGGUAGAUAAGGCUAACUUCUUGUACUUCUUACACUUUUUUUGUCUUUGAGCAAGUGCUGUUUAAAUUUACAAAGUUGUUUUCUGUUGGCUUUGAGUGGUUGGCUAUUUCAUUUCUAAGAGACACAUUAAAUAUUCAGUUGUGUUUUUCUGCUUGGCCAUCUUGUAUUUUUACUUGCCUUCUUUCCUUCUCUGUUGAAGACCAUAAUUUUUUUCUUUCUGUGCCUGGACAGUUUCAGCUUAGUCUAAUUCCUUUUUUGUCAUGCAUGGAUUGUAGGUCUUUGAAUAACAUUCUCUUUAAUCUCUAUAUAUUUAUAUAUUAACCUUUGUUUUCAAAUGUAAUAGCUCCAUGAAAGUCAGAAAUGUCCUCUUUUAAAGGUUGUUUUUUGGGUUGUUUUUUUUUUUUGUUGGUGGUGGUGGUGGUUUUUGUUUUGUUUUGUUUUGUUUUUGUGAGGAUGUUGCAAUUACUUUCCUUAAAUAUUCGUGAUGGAUUAUUAAAGGUGGAUAUUUGAAGGCGACCAUGUCAGUACCAGAUUCAGUACAUGCCCAAAAUGAAAGAAGUUAUGUGCAUGUUUUUCCCUUAACAGAAGGAAUUUGUAGAAAAAAAUGUAAAUCCUAAAAAUAACAAAAAUCUUUUUAGAUAAUCAUGUAUAAGGCCAUAGCGAAGAAACUAUUUCAACCAAACAGUACCUCAUAGUCUGAUAGGUCUAUCCAGAAUGAUUAGAACUAGUCAGAAUUUAAGAUGUGCUGCUGAAAGAUAGUUGGGAAUUGUUCAGAAUUCUAAACAAAGAUGACUGAAUUUAUGAAGAAAGGUAACUUGUUCAUUUGUUGAACAGUGAAGAAUGAUCUGUAGUAUUGUUGGCUUCAGUAAGUGAGCUUUGGAAACCUGAUGCUGUGCAGUGAGUUUUGUAAAAUCCCUGCUAAACUUCUGCUUAGCAACUCAUGAUUGUGGGCAUAACGCCACAGUUGUCAUGCAGGCCAAGCUUCCUCUUUAGAAAAGAGCUGAAGGUAAUUGCCUUAAAGGUCCAUAGACUACUGGUAGCACCAUAACGUCUUCCAUGAGGAAUCCAGUGCCACACAGAGACCAUGGCACCAACUUGUCUUGGUCAUGGCCACUGUUAGUGGGACCUUGGUGCAGCUGUGAGCAGUGAAUACGUAAAGGACUGUCUUCAGUUUGCUCUGGUACAGCUCUGGCUGACUUUCAACCACAUUAGACAAAUGUUGUGUUUCAUCUGGUUCAGGCAGCCUCAGAGGUGCACGUGAGCUCAUGCUCCCUAGAGCCACGGCUGGGCAGGGAUUCCGCAGUCAGGACAGGGCUCUCAGUGACUUCUGGAGCAAAUACAGACUUUGCGUUGCUGUGAAAGAAAGAACAAUUUGGCCUUCAAAAAUAUACAGUUUCAUAUGUGAUAUAUUUAGAAAAUGAGCCAAGUUUGAAUGCUUGCAGCUCUGCAUAGAAAAACCAUCAGAUGUGCAAAUUUCUCAUGAAAAAAAGUAGCGACAAGUGGUAUAUAGGAGUGUCUGAACCCAUUUCAGCUGAUGUUUAUGACAGCAUAUAUUUUUUGCAUGAGCUCUAAAAGAAAGAAAUGUUUUGACAGAUCUCAUUUAAAAAUAUCUUACUACUUUCAAAAGGGCACAAGGGUUUUUCAUACUUGACAGUUAAAGAAACUGGUAUUCACCAAACAGAAGGUGAGCUGAGCUCUUCUUUUGUUUAUAUCAUGUAGAAUGUUUUCACUCUACAGAGCGAAAGCCAGAGAGCCUAUUGUUACUAUGCAAUAACAAGGAAUGACUUAGACAAAGUUGGGAAUCAAAAAACAUACCGGGAGGAAUAUUGCCUGCUUUAAGACAAAGAGCUUCAUGAAAUGAAUUGGUCCAUGGCAGAAUAGCAAAUUUUGGCUUUUAGCCUAAAUGUGAAAUAUUGCAUUUAAACACAUUCAAUAAAUACAGACCCGUAUCACAAAUGCCAUGCUGCGUACAGGCCAUGUGCAACAACAUGUUUGUGUCACUGCAGGAAGGCUGAAGAAGUACCCAUUUGCAAUUACACAAUUCCACAUCACAAACAAACCAAGCUUCUCAUUUUCAAUUUGCAAACGCCUAUAUACUUAAAAGCUGCACCUGUAGCACUUAACAUUUCAAGCCUCUCUUCCUGCUUUAAAUACUGCACUUAUUUUUAGUGAGGUGAUGAUGAAUCUUACCUAGGUAUUCUCAUCAAAUAACAGCCUGCACACCUGCUGUAAUCCAGGAGAUUGCAACAAUCAGAAAUUGCUAAUCAAGCCCUAAGUCAUGCCUUGAAAGUGCUUGUUAGUGAUUGCUGUGGGCUGGGUGUUCCCGUGUGUCAUUUGAGUACAGGAAGCACCAAGAUUUUCUGCUCAGUAGAAGAUUGCCACUUGUAUCUUGCCUGCGAUAGCAAGAUUUAUUCUGCCUCAAGAUUUAGGUCACCGAAACUAGACCGAAAAAAGACUUCAGUAACUUUCAGCCCAUUUUUCUGCCAACUUUCCUUCCUCGUUAUUUAGUAGAAUUUUACCUAAUGACCAACUUUUCAUAAGAAAUUUAUUUUCUCAUGCUUCCUCCGCACAGUAAAAUUAAACCACAGUGUUGGGUGUACUGAAAAUUUAGACUGAUCCUUCCUACACAUCAGUUUUGCAUUUGUUUUAAGUAGGCUUAUCUUAGUAAGCUUAUUUUAAUUUACUUUAGAUUAGUUUUAGACUAGCUUAAAUAAAGUCAUGUUUGGCUGCAGAGUUUUCAAAGGCUGCAUUUUGAUUUGCCAGAUGGUUUUGAAAGAGCAGAGCUCAGCUGUAGUCCACCAUCUAUACAUAGAAAGAACAGAUGCCACAUGAACAAGAAACAUGCUUCCAUGCACUAAACACUGAAAUAAGAAAGUUGCGCCCCCCCCCCCCCC